This is a messenger RNA of Penicillium subrubescens, 2226 nucleotides long. RefSeq names its product putative chromatin remodeling complex subunit (Rsc9). The transcript is spliced from 3 exons. Gene Ontology annotation, biological process: regulation of DNA-templated transcription. Bases 1 to 2226 code for a protein of 741 amino acids. Lineage: Eukaryota; Fungi; Ascomycota; Eurotiomycetes; Eurotiales; Aspergillaceae. The record is from RefSeq and is a predicted model, not a curated record. Gene Ontology annotation, molecular function: DNA binding.
AUGUCGGCAUCCACACCUCAAAGAACCUCUCUGCGCCAGGGUCUGCGCCAGGCGCCGAAAGUGAACCAACCUUUCAUUCCGGACACGACGCCCGCUCGCCGCUCCCAUCAUCAGAGUUUCACUUCUCCCCAGCCAUCGAUGUCCCCUCAUGCACCUCUCAACCCAGCAGCUAACCCGCAGAGCGCGUCUUUUGCCGUGGAAAACUGGGAUGGAAAAGCCCAGACACAACUGCCAAUGUCGACGCGCGAAGUACCUACACCAGGCAACCGACCUGCUCUGUUCGCCAGUCUCUACGAUCGCACAAAAUUUGCCAAGCAGCCCGAUUUCUAUGACCCGUAUUUUCCUCUAAGAUUCUUGGAAGUUCCGCGUACGGACCACAUUUACAAGCGUGCCCACUAUGGUCUUCAGUCUGGCAUUCCUGACGAGAUCGACUUUGCGUUGUACCAUCUGGUUCAAAUCUCGAACCAGCGGUGGGACAAGUUCAAAUUUGAGGGAUUCCCAUUACUUGCCGAGUCACUCAUGCAGAAAGCUUUGGAGAUCACACAUCUCUGCACUGGCGUACGCUGGGAGUUUGAUUAUGAUCCCCGACAACGGUCCGACCGUGUCAAUGUACUCAACUCACUGCAUGGUACGCGAGAUAUUCUUGACAAGAUUCGCAAGAUUCCCACGAACAUCCCGACAGACACCCUUGAGACGAAAGAGUUCAACCACGCCCUUCGGAAUAUCAAGGAGGCCACUCUGGUGUUGAGAAACAUGGUUUUGCUCAAGGAGAACGCUUUUUACGUGUCUCGCUAUGCCAGUGGCCUUCUCAGAGACUUCCUAGUCAUCAUGAUGAACGUACCAAACCAGCCACGCCUGAAUGAAAUAAAAAAUGACGCGCUCGAUAUUGCUGAGGAGGUCACCAAGUUCAUGAGGACUGACGCUGAGGAUCCGCUCUGGAUCUCUCUGGUCAAUUGUCUGGACUCACCCGAUCGCGCGCACAUUGUGAGAGCUCUUUGGGCUUUAACCCACUUCUCUACUGAAUUGCACGAGGCCGACGCAAACCGAGCCAUGGAGAGCCUGUCGAAGCCAACCCUACAACAACUGUACUACCACACACUUCUUGACCUCGACAAAGACAUUUUGAGCGGUGCGCUGGAUUUCUGGUACCAGUACACUUUGAGCCACGACAAUAUUGAGACCUUGAUGGAUGCCAUCAACUUCCCAAUUGUCUUUGUACCCCGCAUGGUCGCUCUUCUCACCUACGAGGCACGACCGACCAAGAAAGAGACCGUUUUGCAAGAGGAAAAGGUUGCACCUCCACCAGCUGACAUUCCUCGUGUACCUCCCGAGCUUUUGGAGAAGUUGAUGGAACUUUCAGAACCGGAGCGGAGCUCUCAAUGGUUGAGAUGCUGUUUCGUUGAAGAUGUAGAGUGCGAGAUCACACAGAUUGCCCUGUGGCAGGCCUAUCAAAGCCGUUUCGCCGAUCCCCGAGCCGCCGGUGGAGGCGUUCUUCCUGCUGCGGAGUUCAUCAAGAACGUCAGCAACACCUUCACCAAUGCACAGGCUCAGGUAAUCAACGGUCCCGGCACGGCCCCAAAAUUCAUCAUCAAGGGAAUCCGGCCCCUGGAGACUGCCUACACUUUCCAAGCCUUCCCAUACUUGUACUGCAAAUGGGCAGACAAUUCAAAACCUUCUCAAAUGUGCCAGCGUGCAUUUGAAUCACCCAGCGAUCUCCGCAACCACGUGUUUGCGGAUCAUAUGAGUCUAGAAACCACCGAAACUCCGGGCGAGUUCAAGAUGGAAGCUGCUGAAACCCCUAUUCACACCUGUCAGUGGGACAGCUGCACACGGUUCCGGGCUUCGGGACCCAGCACUAAUACUGCGAUGGUUGCUGGCCACGUUUCUUCUCACUUGCCUGAAGAUCGCCCCGCCGACGCUCAGCCACCCAGUACCAAGCGCCCAAUUCUUCAGGAGAGGAUUGUGCGUAAGUGGUACUAUAUGGAUACGCCGCUGAACGAGAAGGGUGAGCCUUAUGGGGCCGCUUACAAAGCUGCGCUUGUCCUGCGUAAUAUUGCCAGAGGACUGCCUCAACGGGUUGCCACGAAAUACGGCAAUGUGUCAUGGAAGAAGGCAUGCUUUGUGAGCCAACGUCCCAAGAUUGUGGAGGUCUGGGAUCGGAAUCGUGCUCUGCGCAAGGAGUUGACCGAACUUAUCAUGGUCAUUGAGAAAGAGGAUGACUACUGA